Molecule: messenger RNA, 423 nt
Organism: Angiostrongylus costaricensis
Lineage: Eukaryota; Metazoa; Nematoda; Chromadorea; Rhabditida; Metastrongylidae
Source: the annotation of a GenBank genome assembly
AUGAAACUACUUGCUGUCAUUUUGCUGAGCGUUGUUGGCUCUUCUGAUGCCUUGUUUGGUAUUGGUAGGACGCAAUCAGUAGCCGUUAAGGGUCGUCUACUGUGUAAUGGAAACCCAGCUUCAAAUGUCAAACUCAAACUCUACGAGAAGGAAGCCACCUUUGACGUCAAAAUGGCCGAAGGAAAAACAGAUCGGAACGGUGAAUUUCAGCUUUCGGGUUACAAGACUGAAAUUUCAACAAUUGACCCGAAACUAAACAUUUAUCAUAAGUGCAACUACAACGGAAUUUGCUAUCGAAAAUUUGGCAUCACCAUUCCGGACAACUUCAUCAGCGACGGUCGGAAUCCACAAAAAACCUUCGACAUCGGCGUUAUCAAUCUCGCAAAUCGAUUCAGCGGUGAAUCCACCGACUGUAUAAACUAA